Messenger RNA from Mizuhopecten yessoensis (Yesso scallop), 8488 nucleotides. RefSeq lists its product as uncharacterized. The record is from RefSeq and is a predicted model, not a curated record. Lineage: Eukaryota; Metazoa; Mollusca; Bivalvia; Pectinida; Pectinidae. The coding region runs from base 356 to 4954 and encodes 1532 amino acids. Gene Ontology annotation, molecular function: protein binding. The transcript has 8 exons.
ACCCUGUGUCAAAACAAGAUCGAUAUCUUAUGUUAACUAAUAUAACGCAUGUUGGUGAUUUUAUACUGAAAAUCUGCAACUUCAGUCUAUUACAAAUGUGGUAAGCGGGUCUGAGAAUGAGAAGAUGUGAGGAGAAGAGCCUUUUGUACUGAGAAUCUGCAACUUCAGUCUAAUACGAAUGUGGUAAGCGGGUCUGAGAAUGAGAAGAUGUGAAGAGAAGAGCCUUUUGUACUGAAAAUCUGCAACUUCAGUCUCAUACGAAUGUGGUAAGCGGGUCUGAGAAUGAGAAGAUGUGAAGAGAAGAGCCUUUUGUACUGAAAAUCUGCAACUUCAGUCUAAUACGAAUGUGGAAAAAAUGGGCGUGGAUUUGGCAGUGUACCGUGCAAGGAUCGGUCAGUUUGUGCCUCGACCAGUGAAUGGUAUUGUGUCAAACAUUGACUACCUGUGUAAAGCUAUUGCCAGUGUUCGGGGCGGCUUGAUACGACAAGAUGGAUUGAACAGCAAAGGGUCUGUUAAAUUCAUUGAUCUCCUCCUGCGUGCACAAGGAAUUGAACCGAACCCAGGACCAGGAAAGAGAAGUCAACGGUCAGUUCCAGGCGAACAGACUGAAGAAAAUGAUGACGUCAGCAUACAGCUAGAAAGUAACGUUAACCCAAUCAAUGCGGAUAUGAUCAGUCGGGUUAUGGAAUCUUUUCUACCUGUCAGCAAUCCCUCCGAAACAGGAAGUAGUCAAACAGACGAGUACGCAGGCGCAGUAGCAAUACCUGGUCCUUCUUCCGGAGCAAUUGCCAAAUCAACUGUUGUAUCUCAAGACAGUAACGUUACCCCAAAUAGUGCGGAUAGGAUCGGUCGGGUUAUGGACCUUUUUCCACCUGUCAGCAAUCCUUCCGAUACAGAAAGUAGUCACACAGACGAGUACGCAGGCGCAGUAGCAAUACCUGGACCUUCUUCCGGAGCAAUUGCCAAAACAACCGUUGUACCUCAAGUGGUGAUCAAUUGCCAUGUCAACAAAAUAUAUAAUAAAAAGAUCUGCGUUGAGAAUAUGAGGGUGAAAAACGCUGAAAAUGUAUGCACAGGAGAACAGACCAUCAUCCAUACAGGCCAGGCGGGUGAUAAUAAAGACGAGGACAUUCCAAAACAGAGGAAGAAAAGUGACAAAAGAAUUCUGCUUGAAGAGAAUACCGAAGUGAUGUUAAAACGCCACAUCCAGGAAACAGCCAAUUUACUGGUGACUAGGAAGGGAGCUGUAGCGGCAGUAGUCAAGCGUCUGAAAGACUACAACAUGGUGGUCAUAGCUGGCGUCACGGGAGAGGGGAAGACAACUCUGGGUAGGGAAAUAUGUAAACAGUUGCGAGACGGUACCAUUGACAAAGAUAUCAAACCAAAGACACCCGUUCUCAUGACUAUUUCACAAGACUGGAAUGAUGUCGUGAAUGACAAAGAUGAUAUCGUUGUGUUUGUAGAUGAUAUAUUCGGGAAGACAAACUAUCAGACUGGGCUUCUGAAUGGUUGGAAACCAUUCUUUGAUAGAAUAUUACAUUGUUUACAGGAGAAAAAUGUUUGUUUGGUGGUAACAUCUCGUACGCACAUACUUAAAGAUGCUAGACGGGAAUCGGGAGUAUCAAUUAAAAUGGUAAGUGACCACAUUCUUUCCGAAAAGAAAACCGUAGAUUUGACUGACGACCAGAAAUUGGCUUCGGCUGAACGUUCGGACAUUUACAAGAAUCAUUCUCGUCAGAGAGAUGUUGACCAAGGCGGCUUGUCUAACGCUCCAGUUUAUAGUUUUCCACCAAAUAUUUCUUUAGGUUUUGCUCAGGUUUGCAAGCUUUUCUUCACCAAUGAUACAUUUUUUGAGAAAGGUGAACAGUUUUUUAUGAAGCCUGAUAGAAUACUGACAGAAGAAAUAGAGAAAAUGAGGCUGACUGAACCGCACAAAUACCUUGCAUUGGUAUACUGUUUCUUAAACGAUCAAACUGUAGACAGUAAAAAACUCAAUCGCCUGAAAAUCUCAAAGGAAGAUUAUGACACUUUGAAAAUCUAUGCAGAAGUUUGUGGCGUUAUUCAGACUGACAACGUAUUGACUCUGCUCAAAAACGGACUAGACGCUCUUGAUCGUACAUAUCUUACGAGACAAAACACUGUGUUUACAUUUGGUCAUCAAUCAAUUGCGGACAGUGUUAGUCUUGUCUUUGGAAAGGAUUUUCCAGAUAUGAUUCUAGAAAAAUGUAGCAACCGCGUGAUAUUGGAACUGCUGGAUGUUUCUGAAACUGAUCAAACAGAUAUGUGCACCUUGCAUGUUCCUACUGAUUGCUUUGAACACCUUGUAAAGCGAAUUUACAAGAUGAUUAUUGGAGGGGACAUCUUUAAUAGAAUAACACUAGAAUCAUUCCCCCGGUUCCAAAAUCAAGAGCUUGCAGAUUGUCUCUUCGAGUAUAUCACCACAAGAGGAGACAUUCGAGCUUUCCAUAGAGCUCAUUUAGGUGAUGGCUUUUCUUCCGCGAAAAGUCUAUUAGAAUCUUGUGCGAACAAUGUUUUCUUCUUGAAGUCUCUUUUCAAAUUCAAAGUUGACGAGUUCAUUGUCAGGGAGAGUGGUAUUUUGUUCUUUACGAGAGCAUUACAAACAACAUUGCAGCAAUCACUGGAACAUAACAACAGGGCUUCAAUGUUGUUUCUGCUUGCACAUGGGGCGUUUUUAACUGAAAAAUGUCUUAAUGUAUCAAUUGGUUCACACGAUGUGGACCUAGCAGAGUUAGUAUUGUCAAGGAAUAUCUGGACAAAAUCAGAAGUCAGCGAGCACAUUGACGACGAAACACCAGAUCAUAUUCGUGAAAUGCUACAGAAAUGUACGAACACGUGCAAAGUAGACAUGGUACGAAAUCAGUAUCUUAAUCAGAAAACAUACGUUAACACGAGAGAUACCAACCUCUCAAGUAUGAGUACCAAAGAGAUGAUGAGGGCCGCGGAAGGAAUGGAUUUUGACACGCUACAUGCGAUUUUUCAGUCUCCGGAGUUAAAAGAUCAUCAUUAUUGUCUGAUUAAAGCAAUACUUGACACAAAACACAAGAGGUUAAGUGACGCUAUUGCCUUCAAAAGAAUGGCUGGACAAAUCGACGGGACAGUUGUCCAAUAUGCGUUACAUCAUUGUGACUUGGACAUGUUUCGGUUCUUCCUUUUCUCAUCAAAUGUUAACGAAGCACAGUUGACAUCAAUGCUCUCUGAAGCCAUUCAUCUGAACAAAACGGACCAAAUAGAAAUCUGUAUCAAAGCAGGUGGACAACCGUCCCUGCAUGACUUAAUUUGGAAGGCAGGGACAGUUUGUAUGGAUGUGGAGCGUGCUGUUGAAACCAUCAUAAGAACAAUAUCUUGGACACGUGCACAGCUUGAUCGUGCUCUUGACGCAGCCGUACGCUCUGGUACACAUGCUACAAUGAAAGUCCUUUUCAAUGGUGGAGCAAGGUUUGCAGAAGAUGCGUUGGUAAAUGUGUCUAAAAGGCAGUAUGAUCCACUUGAAGCGUUAGUGUCUGUUCCUGAAACAGUUGGUUAUGUUUUUUCGAAACACAAAUGGUCCAAAAGCCAAAUGACCGAUGCAAUAACAGCUGCAUUAGAAUCGGGAUCAUUUCACACCGUGAAGUUUCUAAAACACAAAGGAGGGUCAUUCCGCAACGACGCCUUGCUAGCCGCUGUAAGAAGUCAGCAGGAGACGCUAAAAAUUGUGAGGUUUGUGCGAGAAUCUAAUGACUGGUCAGUUGAUCAGCUGAGCGAUGCACUACAUCUGGCGAUGGUUCUUUGUAGAUCAAAAGUUGUUUUGCACUUGAUGUGCUGGGGAGGAAAAUUCAAUGACUCGAGUCUACAACACGUUCUCCAGUGGAAGGUUGAACAUCAUGUUCAGAUCAAAUUCUUGAAAUACAUUCUUAUGUCUCGUACCUGGUCAUCAGCUCUGCUUGAUGAAGCCUACGGUAGUGCAUGUAAAUCAAACGGUCUUGCAAUACUUGAAAUUCUUGAUGUUGCGGAGACCAGACCAGAAAUACCUACCAGAGAUGUUCUUCUAAAAUUACAAGAGAUCGAGAAGUUGAAGGAAACGACUCUCGAGAUGUUAGAAGACGAUGGAAUGGAUGAUGAUCUAGCUUUAGUCUUAAAUAAAGAAAUUCAAGAAGGUUGCAAAGACAUUGUUGAACAUCUUAUUGGCGAGCUGGGGAUUUCCUGCGACAACGAUGGCUUAUUAAAUGCCAUGGACAACACCCGGAACUAUCAAAGCUAUGAUAGACUGAAAAUGGUCCGUCUGUUGCGGGAAUCGCAAGACUGGUCCGAUGAGUUACUGACGAGGGCGUUAGACAAAGCUGUAAGACUCGGGUACAGUGAGGUGAUAUUGUACCUACAUACCCAAGGCGCCAAUUUCGGUGACAACAGUUUGGAAUACGCAAUGAUGCAUCAAACUAUGGGAUACAAUCCAUAUGAUCUUGUUACUUAUAUAAUGGAAUCACGUCACUACAACAAAGAACAAAUGAACAAUGCACUGACAAAAUCUUUGGAGGUUGGUCAUUAUCAACUUAUGACAAUAUUUCAUGAAAAGGGAGCAGAGUUCGCCGAUAAAAGCCUACAAAACGCAAUCCAUAAAAAGUGGAUACCCUCAGAUCGACUUCCAGCAGUCCAAUUCAUACUUAAUGCAAGACGAUGGGACACUGAUGAAAAGAACAAUGCGUUAUUCAGUGCUGUAAAGCUAGGGGAUAUACGCGUAAUUGCAUGUCUUCUGAAAUGUGGAGGAGAGGUGUCGAAACAAUGCUUGACCGAAAUUCUUGAAAAGAAUUGCAAACCGUCACAUCGCCUCUGUAUCGUAAGGCUCCUGCUCUCUAGUUCCGGUUGGCUGUCGCCGGAGCUUCUUGAAGAGGCGGGGGAAAGGGUUAGACAACUGUCAGAGCCCAAACUCGAGGCGUACAUCCAGCAAUGUAACAAAUAGGGAAACUACGUUACCCAGCCAACUUUUGAAUUUUGGAAAAUGUUUCAGAUCGAUCAAGGAAAACAACAGUUUAUCAAAAAGCAUGUAUGAGUAUGACGAUGAUAUGAUAACAUGUUAUAUAAGAAAGACAAUCAACAGAUUUGAUAAUAUUACUGCAGAGUCCUGUCAAUCCAGAUGUCAAUUAUCCGCUCGCUCUACUUUGAAGGUAGAGUUUUUGGGUAAGGAUUGACAUUUCCUUUUCACGAGUGUACCAGUUAUUCAGUCGUUUGUGCCGUGAACAUCAGCAGCUAGAUCACAAAUGUUCCGAUGAAUAGAUAGGGCAUCAGCAAUAUGUAUAAUCAGGAUCGCCAGAUAAUAAUUGUACUGAAGAUUAAAAGCCAUUACAAGUAAAGAAGGUGGCACUACAAAAUGUCUCAUUAGGUAUGCCAUAACGCUAUCGUUAAUUGGAUGACUAGACAGUAUUACUAGGAAUGUGUGACGGUAGUAUAGAAUCAAGAUAACAGAUCAACAUGACUUAUCAGGAUGUUUUGACAAUUAGUAUUGUAUUAGAAUUUUAAAUCUGAAAUGUCGGAAUUUCGGACAGCAGGAAGAAACCAAUAUGUGUAUACACGUUACAACUAGGAUGACAGUACAACAUAACGGUAUGUUAUUAUUAGCUAACCGUGGAAUGUGUUAAUUCGUGUGUGCUCAGAUGAGAGUUAAUGUGACGUAGUUGGUAGUAUAGGUAGAGGUUUUAAUGUGCUAUUAUUUUAAACCUGCUACUUUUGUUUUGGUGUACAUCACAUUGACACAAAAAUGUUUUUUGUUAUUGAAUGUGGGUACAAUCUAAUAAAAUGAACACUUACUGAGUAAUGUUAUACACAAUCACAAGGCAAACAUGUGUAACUUUUUUAUGUUCAAAAUGGAUUUGAUUCCCCAACAUCUUUUCGGAGGGAUGCCAGGGUUGGGUUGCCCCAGGCUCAUCCCUCUAACAUAAUGUAACCUCACGCAGGAGGCCACUUUCCCCUCAUUCUCUCUUUCUUUUUCAUAUCUUCUCUCAAACUCCAAAUCAUUCAUUCUUUCAUUCCCAUUCAUUACAAUAAUACUAAUAUUUGAUUUGAUCGAAAUGAUAUAUUGAAUUACCCAAACCAUUCCUUCUAUUCAUAUUCAAAUAUUGACAGUACAUUCAUAUUUAUGAAUUCACUUUAUAUGACAAAAUAUUGCUUUAUUGAUUUGGAAUUGCUAUAAUUUUCUCAAAUUUAAACCAGAUAAACCGAAUUUAUGCUACUGAAAGAAUGUUUGGAAUGACUCAACAAGAAUGUGCGGGGGAAUAAAUAAUGUACAAAUACGAAUGUAUCUACCGAUUUAAACCUUUAUACAUACACAAAAACAUAAACAGUGUAAAAUCGUGUGAAAAUUAACUACAUGCUAUGUAUUUAUAAAUAAAGUAAACACACAUUCGAGAUGACAAAUAUAUUAUAGGAUUCAUGCAUACCACGCAUAAUUGUACACAUAUAUACUCACAUUCAGGUACAAACUGCUACAUCUUACAUAAGUACAUCCCACACACAUACACACAUACACACCUACACCCUUGCAUACCUGGCAGCAUAUAUAUGCAUUGCAAACAUUCUAUAUAUAUACUGUAAAUUCACUACUUUAAGUGUACUCCUAUUUUUGAAAUCUAGCAUGUUUCAAUUCUACAUGCAUUAAUCAUAUAUACAUUUUGUAUAGCAUUUAUUUAAGUUAAUGAUAAUUCAGCGUUUUUGAAAGAAAAAAACGGUGGGGGUAAAAGUGUAUUACCACGGUGGUAAUAAAUUCGUUUACAGUAUAGGUAUUCAGAUAUCUUUUCCUUGUACAAUGAUGCCUGCAAUUGAUGUGGAUCAAUUAAUUUUCGCCAAUAUUUUACCAAAAGACAAAUACGUCCUAUAUGUACAUUGUUGACGUGUGUAUGAAUAGGUAUCAGUUUUACAUUUGAAUUUAAACUUGACUUUAUUCGCUAUUAAAAGCGAAAAUCUAAAUAUCACCAAAUAUGUACGAUACUAAGUAUUAAGUUGCUUUGUUGCCUCUCGUUGACGUUGUUUGUGCCUGAAAUGGAAACACUAUACUCGCCACUUCUGCUUAUAAUAGUGAUAGAAAUAAAACAAUACUGGGCCCUGUAGCAUGUCCUAUGUAACAGCAAUGGAAUGAGACACGUUGAUAUAAUAGUUUUAUGAACAUUUUAGCUCCUAGCUCCAUCAACAGUGAUAACUAUGUAUAUUUGUGGGCUAAGUGGAGGGGUGUUUCCAUUUUCCAUUUUUCUACGUGAGCAACGGGUUUUCAUAAGCAAGCAUUGAUCUUUAAACUGAAAAUAUCAGUUUUGACCUUCUGAUGACGUAUUUUGUAAUAUGUCAUUUUUUUAUAAUAUAAUUAAAUUCCGUUUUCUACUCUUCUUUGUAUUUAAUGUAAAUAUAUAAACUUGUCUGGCGAAGUGACAUUGUAUUAUUUAAUUUUCUGUACAAAAUGAAUCGUGUUAUAAAAAAUUGUUAACGUGGUAUCUUCAAUUGAUAAUCGUUAAGACUUUGACAGAAAUAUCUGUUAUCCCAACCUCACAGCAAAAUUGGCGUCAAAGCUGAAAGUGACGAUUCUUUAUUUGGCCCCUCUCAGUUAUGUUACUAUUUUUGCAUCACCACUUGGUGAUAUAUUCGAUGCCAAACGAUCAGCUGUUUAUCUAGAAUGUUGUAUUAAUAAGAUCUAUUAAUACGAUUUUAAAAUGUUAUCGUUAUUCGGGCUCAUAGCGAAAACAGAUGAGUCGCCUUCAUUGACCUUCCUUUCCCAAGUCAAGAUAAAUCUGGAAUUUGAACAAAAAAAAUGUAUUAAUGUAUAUAUAUAUAUAUAUAAAUUUGUAAACACAAAUUAUUGAUGUUAAAUAUCCCUGUUCCACUGCACUGUGGUUUUUCCUAAAUACAGUACCCCCUCCCCUUAACUUUCGUUUGGAUAUAACAGUCGGGCUAUGACCCUACCGAUGACCAGGUAACUAAACUGGUCAGAGGGAAGGUAUAUAUAAUAGUCUCAACUAUUUCAUCCUUAUUAAUUCUCAUAAAAGACCUGUAAGGUAUGGUUUACUUUCUAGAAAUGAUUUAACAAAGCUAUAGUCAUGCCGGAAAAACAGUUUUGGCAGUGGAACGGGGAUCUUUAAGAAAACGGUUGUGUUGUUCAAUUACACAAGCUUUAUAUAGGACACCCGUUAAACGUUUAUAUAACGUCAUGCAUUCUAGAAAGGACACAUUUUUCAUUUCCUUUGAAUGGGUUUUGUCCAGAUUGUACAUCGGAUUAUUUAUGCAAAUGUGAUUUGGUAAUAUAAUUAUCGGUUUGCAGAUAUAAUUUUCAAUACGAAGUAAGAAAUAAUCGUUUGAAUGAAUCAUUGUAUUUCUUAGUAUGAUAUGUAGUAGUUUGACAUUUGCUGUAAUGUUUCAAAACUAUUAUUAACAAGAAGUAGGUAUGUAGGUAUGAUUCAUGCAAAUGUAAUUGUGUUAAAUAUUAUCUUUGGUAUAAAAAUAAAAUUUUCAAGGAGAA